AUGAUGCAAGAAACGGUGCUGCAAGUGUUUGUGGUGGCGUUGGGUCUUCUGCUGUGUCCCAGAGACCCUGGUGUUGAGGAGUGGGAUGAGGUCAUCACUCCAGGUUUGCAGACGCAUGAAGAGAGGCUGCUCAGGGGGAAAGAGAAACUGGACCAAGUUGGUGAUAAAAUGACACAAAAUGGAAACCAAGAGCCUCACGGUUACACAAACAUUUAUGAGCAACAGAAUCAGUUUGAUCGGCGUCUUAUCGAAAACGAUGGAUCAUUAGAUUCAGAUGUGGCCGUUUCUGAGGCACCAAGAGGGGCUGAUCACAGAUUACCAAAGGAUAGUGUUGCCAAGUCUGCUGCCAAUCUUGAAGACUAUAACAGUGAACCAAAGACUGAAGACGACGUCCUCGCCAACAGUUUUCCUAAAGCCUCGGGGAGUCCACAGGGAAGAAGCAAAAAGUCUGAAAAGAUGGAACAAAAAUCACCUGCAGAAGCUGAAACUGCACAGAAGGCCCUCGCAGCCGGGGAGAGGGAUUACCUUUGGUAUAUUUGGAACACCUUCUCCAUUAUUUCCAUGAUUCGCUUCUUCAGAAAAUACCUGAGGAGUUUUCAACUGAAUCAAGAGGUAAGCAGGACCUUCCCUGCAGAAUGCAGAGUUGCUGGAGUCCAACUACCUGACGCUGCUACUCUGCAUUAUUUUUUUGAUAAAUGUGUCCAAAUCUCAUCCGAGAAGAAGUGCAGAGAGGGAGAGUUUUUGGAAGGUUUUGCAAACGACCUUAUAGAAGCCAUGAGGAGCAUCUGCGACAACAAUGGCGGCAUGGCGAUCGAAGACUUCCAGGUGGUGAACACGUGCGAUAUCGUUGUUCACGUCACUCCACCUGAGCCGUACGGUUUUCAGUGCCAGCUCGGAAACAACCAGGUGAGCGGCCUGUUGUUGGACAUGCAAGUCUGUGGUCAAAUAAAACUGGUGGAAGAAAAGAAAAGCCAAAAUGGCUGCCCCUGCCAGUCCUCUGAGGAGAUGGUUUGCUUGCUGCAUUGCGAGAGCGAGAUUAAAACAAAAACGGUGAAUGUUUGGGAUGAUCUAUGCUCCAAAAACUCUCCGUUCCUGUCUAAAGCGAAAGUUGCCAGGUGGUUUCAGAGAACCAUCAAACAAGCCUGGGCACAAAUUUCACAUAAGUACGAGUUUGAGCUGAUCAUCCGCCACGUCGAGGCUCCAGGCGCUCUAGUCAUUCGGUUCAGAUCAGGGAAGAAGAUCAGCUUCAAUAUGAACCCAGUGGUUAAAUUCAACUCUGAAGCCCAUUUCUUCAUUACACCGUGGUCCUCAAGUACUUUGGACAUCUUCUGGACGCUCUCCCUGACCAACUAUGAGAACUGCCUUUUGGAGUACCUCUCCAAACAUCUCCCUGAAAACUCCUGCCACAAUCAAACCCUUGAAAUCGCUUGUUUUCUUCACAGGAGACAAAUGGCAUUGACAGGAAGUUCUGCACUAACGGACUACCAUUUCAAAAUGGCACUGAUGCAUCUUUUGUUGACUAAAAAGUCAUCAGAGUGGAACCCAGACUUUGUGGCUCACAGGCUACAAGACUUGUUGGGAUAUAUAGAGGAAAGCCUGGAGAAGAAGCUGCUGACCCACGUUUUUAUUGGCAACCCUUUAGCCCAGGUCAUUGAACUCCCCACAGAGUUCACCAAAAACAAACCAGUGAAUCUCUUCCAUCCCUUCGUUUUACAUAACUGCAUUUACCAAACUGCAGUUGCUCAUUUCCAGGAGAUGCUUCGAAACACAUGCAUGCUGAUACACGAGUAUGUUGCUCAACGUACGAACAGUACCAACUCUUUGAAGAAAUGUAUGAAAAAUGGUGCAAAAGUUACUUAUCCCAAAUAA
Nematolebias whitei (Rio pearlfish) is the source of this 1869-nucleotide messenger RNA. RefSeq names its product inositol 1,4,5-trisphosphate receptor-interacting protein. Bases 1 to 1869 code for a protein of 622 amino acids. The transcript has a single exon. Lineage: Eukaryota; Metazoa; Chordata; Actinopteri; Cyprinodontiformes; Rivulidae. The record is from RefSeq and is a predicted model, not a curated record. Gene Ontology annotation, cellular component: membrane.